AAAAGCAAGACAACAACAAUACUAUAUUGUACCAGGUCAAGAAAAAAACAUUGAAUUCUAAAAUUCCUCAAUUUAAUGGGAAACAUGAAGAAUUCAUUGACCAUUUUCUCCAUUUUGUGCCUCAUGGCCUACGUUACAGAAUGUCUCAGUAGAAGAGGAAACAAUAAUCCUCUUCGUGAAUUUCUGAUGACGAGGAAUUUAAGAAAGCAAUCCAACCAUCCUCUCCAUGCAGAGGACUAUUCAAAUGAUUCUACUUCGUCAUCGGUAUAUGUAGAAUCACAAAAGGGUAUGAAAGAAGCAGACAAAAUCUUAGCAUUGCUUGGACAACCGAGCGUAAAAUUUAGUCAAUAUUCAGGGUACGUUACCGUUGACCAUAAAGCUGGACGAGCAUUGUUCUAUUAUUUUGUCGAGGCCGCCGAGAACCCGACCAAAAAACCUCUAGUCUUGUGGCUAAAUGGAGGGCCCGGGUGCUCAUCAAUGGGGUAUGGAGCAAUGUCGGAGCUUGGACCAUUUCGGGUACAACCGGAUGGAAAAACAUUAUCGAUGAACAAGGAUUCAUGGAAUAACGUGGCAAAUGUCCUGUUUUUGGAAUCCCCAGCCGGUGUUGGAUUUUCGUACUCAAACAGAUCAUCGGAUUAUGUGACGGGUGAUAGAAGGACAGCUGCAGAUUCUUACACAUUCUUAGUAAAUUGGCUCCAGAGGUUUCCAGAAUAUAUAAACCGAGCCUUCUAUAUAACGGGUGAAAGUUAUGCGGGUCAUUAUGUGCCUCAGCUCGCCGAUAUAAUCCUCAGAAAGAAUAAAAUUCCGAACCCCAUUAUUAACCUUAAAGGAAUUGCGAUCGGGAAUGCAUAUAUCGACUCUGUAGAUACGAGCAUGGGAAGAUUGGAGUUCUACCACAGUCAUGCAAUUAUAUCUGAUGAAACUUACCAAGGCUUAAAAGAAAAUUGCGAUUACACUUCAGAUAAACCUGAUUCAGAGCUUUGUACAUUCUAUAGUAAACAAUGGCGUAAAGAGCAUGGCAACAUCGACCCUUAUAACAUUUAUGCACCAUUAUGCGGCUCGUCCCAACAAUUUUCAUCCAUAUCGAAUUUCGAUCCAUGCAACGAUGAUUACGUCUUCAAAUAUUUAAAUAAUCCCCAAGUGCAGAAGGCUCUUCACGCUAACACCACUCAUAUAUCUAGGCCCUGGGAUGGUUGCAAUUACGACAUUAAUGGUAAUUGGACUGACAGCCCCGACUCAGUGUUACCACUCAUCAAGAGCCUGAUGACUAGCGGCAUUAGAAUUUGGGUCUACAGGUGGGAGGAUAUGCAGUUGGAUGCCAAAAUGUGACGUUUGUAACCGUAAGAGGGGCGGGACAUCAAGUGCCGAGUUACCAGCCCGAACGCGCACUUGUUAUGUUUACAUCCUUCUUAAAGGGAAAAUUGCCUCCACGCGAAAAUGAUUCCCAAAUAUAGACUGCAUUUGAUGGUUAAGACUUGUAACACUUAUCUCAAUAAAUAAGCUAUCUAGCAAUAAAUAAAUGAAUUAUUAAUAUUAUUAU
This is a messenger RNA of Striga asiatica, 1540 nucleotides long. Lineage: Eukaryota; Viridiplantae; Streptophyta; Magnoliopsida; Lamiales; Orobanchaceae. The record is from the annotation of a GenBank genome assembly.